ACGGCUGCGAGGGAGACUAACGAAGGAGUGACUUUGCAGGAAAACCGACAAUCUUUCAGAAGGAUAAAGUUACGACCACGAAUGCUACGAAAUGUUUCUGAACAAGACCUCUCUGUUACGGUUCUGGGUCACAAGCUGAGCAUGCCAAUUUGUGUGGCACCUACUGGUUAUCAAGCGAUGGCGCAUCCAGACGGGGAACUGGCCACUGUCAGAGCGGUGAAGUCACAAGAUACAGCCAUGGGAGUAAGCAUAUUCACCACCACUAGUCUCGAGGAUAUUGCGCAGGAGUGUCCACACACGAUCAAAUUUAUGCAAGUACAGUUUUUCAGUGAUCGGCAUUUAAUGGCACAAGCGGUAAAACGGGCUGAAAAAGCAGGCUACAAAGCAAUUUUAUUGACAGUUGAUACCCCAGUGUACAGUAGACGUAAAUCCACUGGCAGGCGGAAUUUUCGGGUUCCGAAUCAUCUGAAGUGUGCUAAUUUUCAAUCUUUACAGCAGGAGAAAGGGCUAAGAACUAACGAGGAGGUUGAUGACUUUAUAAGCACUAUAUGCGACGGCAGUGUCGACUGGGGAACAUUUGAUUGGCUGCGUUCGACUACGUCACUUCCGUUUGUUCUCAAAGGAAUACUGACUUCAGAAGAUGCUCGUCUCGCGGUGCAACAUGGAGCUCAAGGGAUUAUGGUAUCUAAUCAUGGAGGACGACAUUUGGAUGGUGUCUCUGCCACAAUUGACGUGUUACCUGAAAUAGUGGAAGCCGUACGUGGAACUGGGGUCGAAGUUUACUUGGACGGUGGCGUGAGACUAGGCACUGAUGUUCUGAAGGCCCUUGCUUUAGGGGCUCGAGCGGUGUUUGUUGGCAGGCCAGUUAUCUGAGGACUGGUAUAUAAGGGAGAGCAGGGUGUUACUAAAGUCCUUCAGAUGCUAAGAGAUGAUUUUAGAGUGGCCAUGGCUCUGGCAGGUUGUGCGUCUCUCAAGGACAUUAUCCCAGCCUUGGUAACGAAACGAGCAAGUCAUCUGUGAACGGAUUAGCUUGAGGAAUUCGAUCAUUUGAAAAUCCACCACCGCAUUUGUUACAACGCAAACAUUAUGAACUGCUUCUCUUAGUUAGUCAAAACUUUCUUACUAAUCAUCUUAACACGACGAAAUAGUAACGAAUGACAUCAUUUGAAAUAAAAAAAGAGUAAUAGUACAAAGCAGCGCAAUUAUACGUAAAGAAUAAAACGAAAACAACGCGUUAAGAGCAUAAUGCAACGCAAUCAGAGCACAUCACCUGAUACCCGAUUAAUAUUUUCGUUCAAGAAACAUCAACCGUUUAGAUAGAUAUGAGAUAGAUAGAUAGAGAGAUAGAUAGUUUAUUUGUAAAAAGCUUGCAGCCACUGAGCUGAAUUGAGUAUUUACAAUAAAGUAUAAAAUAUAACUUA
Stylophora pistillata is the source of this 1421-nucleotide messenger RNA. RefSeq names its product 2-Hydroxyacid oxidase 1-like. The record is from RefSeq and is a predicted model, not a curated record. NCBI's taxonomy places the organism in Eukaryota, Metazoa, Cnidaria, Anthozoa, Scleractinia, Pocilloporidae.